AUGGGUUUGACUCCGAGGUUUGAGAUGCUGGAUCUAAUCGUACUCGAGAAAAAAGGUCAACCGCUUUUGUUACGCCGGUUCUUGAAUUUAGAAUCGAAACAUCACCAACGAAACGAUGAGAUCGUUCUACUGCCUCCUUUCCAUCAUCUUCAUCAACACUCAAGGAUCGCUGGCCAACUGAGCUAUCCAACUGCUGCCGUUGAAGAACGAGAGUUCGUAACUUCAAGGGAACAACCAGCAAUCGCAAUCGCUCCUCCUCCAGCACCGAUUGUUGAACCUGUAGUGGAAGCAGCUCCAGUUGUGGCGCCUGCACAGUACGCUCCAACUCCGGUUGUGGCAUCAGCUCCAAUUGUGGCACCACCGCCGGUGGUCGCACCAGCUCCUGCAUUCCCUACAUCCACCACCAUCAACCACGCACUGAACUUUGCUAAGUCUUAUUCAAAGGAAACUGGUCACACUUCCGACACUGCUGUGAUCUAUGAAGGCGGUCACUUCCCUUUCGGUCAUUUACCGGCUAAUCGCAUCUUCGGUGACAUGCACGUCGAUGGACCGUUCCGAGCUCGCAAGAAGCUCGCCACAAAGAAGGCAGUUCUCGCGCGUAUAAAUCUGGAGAAGAAGAGCUGA
Messenger RNA from Necator americanus (New World hookworm), 624 nucleotides. RefSeq lists its product as uncharacterized. The transcript has 7 exons. NCBI's taxonomy places the organism in Eukaryota, Metazoa, Nematoda, Chromadorea, Rhabditida, Ancylostomatidae. The coding region runs from base 1 to 624 and encodes 207 amino acids. The record is from RefSeq and is a predicted model, not a curated record.